Messenger RNA from Scatophagus argus, 3560 nucleotides. RefSeq names its product CCR4-NOT transcription complex subunit 3-like. NCBI's taxonomy places the organism in Eukaryota, Metazoa, Chordata, Actinopteri, Scatophagidae. Gene Ontology annotation, cellular component: P-body; CCR4-NOT core complex; nucleus. The coding region runs from base 779 to 3331 and encodes 850 amino acids. The record is from RefSeq and is a predicted model, not a curated record. The transcript has 16 exons. Gene Ontology annotation, biological process: regulation of DNA-templated transcription; nuclear-transcribed mRNA poly(A) tail shortening; regulation of stem cell population maintenance.
ACUGUGGUUUCCCCUUGAAGAGUUGGUGGGGUUUAAAUUCGCUCAGGGUUUCCCCAAAAGUGACCAACAAGAGCAUAUGAGCUUUGAUGGGAGCCUCACAGCAUGUAAACCUGCAGUCUUUCUUUUCAUGCUCCAGUGCAGCAAGAUUUCUUACCUGUAAAUAUCAGCCUAACUUCACCUUGUUUUUAACAGGCCACUCUGGCUGCUGUGUUCUGUAUGACUGAUGAAACGUUUAGUCUGCAAAAUGUGGGGAAAUAAUGAAAGAUUAAAAUUUCCCACAAGGUGUCGUCUUCAGAUGGCUUUUUUCCCUUUUUGUGAGUCUAAGAAACAGAAACCAGGGACUGAUUGGAGUGAUGCUCUUCAAAUUCCAGCUGGUUGACUAAUCAAUUAAACAGUUAAUUGGUUUCAGCUCCAGAUUGCUCAUCUCCGAGACCCACAGCGUGAGUCAGUCCACCUGCAGUCUGGCUGAUCUCAUGAAAAUCUUACUGUGCUCUGUGUGACCUCACACCAGGGUUAGCGUAUUCAGUUUCUAGCUAAGAUAUCCCAACGCGGAUUACCUGUUAAUGUCAGGUGUAAAUGGGAUCUAAUUUCUAGCCAAUCAGUAAGCGAGAGUGAAACAGUCAGGGUCGACUUGUUGAGGUCUGCUGUCAUUUCAUUUUGAGCCCUGAAACUGGAUGAGAGGACACGUCUUCGAGACCAGAUCAAGACGUGGGUGGCAUCCAACGAGAUCAAAGACAAAAGGCAGCUAGUAGAGAACCGCAAACUCAUAGAAACGCAAAUGGAGCGGUUCAAAAUAGUGGAACGAGAAACCAAGACGAAAGCGUACUCUAAAGAAGGGUUGGGUCUGGCCCAGAAGGUGGACCCGGCCCAAAAGGAGAAGGAGGAGGUCGGCACGUGGCUAACGAAUACGAUAGACACGCUGAACAUGCAGGUGGACCAGUUUGAGAGCGAAGUGGAGUCGCUUUCAGUCCAGACCAGGAAAAAGAAAGGAGACAAGGAGAAGCAGGACCGGAUCGAGGAGUUGAAGAAGUUCAUCGAGAAGCAUCGGUACCACAUCCGCAUGCUGGAGACCAUACUGAGGAUGCUGGACAACGACUCCGUGCAGGUGGAAGCCAUCCGGAAGAUCAAGGAUGACGUGGAGUAUUAUCUGGACUCGUCGCAGGACCCAGACUUUGAGGAGAAUGAGUUCCUGUACGACGACCUGGACCUGGAAGACAUCCCUCAGACGCUGGUCGCCACCUCCCCACCGGGACACUCGCACUUGGAGGACGAGAUCUUCCAGCACUCCAGCAGCACACCCACCUCCACCACCUCAUCUUCACCCAUCCCCCCAUCGCCUGCCACUUGCACUACGGAGAACUCAGAAGACGACAAGAAGAGGGGACGAUCAACGGACAGCGAAGUCAGUCAGUCGCCCGUGAAGAACGGAAACCCGUCUUCCUCGUUAUCCUCUUCCUCCUCCUCCUCCUCUUCCUCUUCCUCUUCCUCCUCCUCCUCCUCUUCCUCCUCCGUCUCGGGACUGACCUCAUCCUCACUGGUCUCUAUGGCGACCAUCACUGGGGGGGGAAGCGGCGGCUCUGUGAGCAACAGUCAUCACGGCACCUCGGGAGGUCUCCUCUCCAAUACUUCGGCUGGCAGCUACAGCAACGCCACCCAGCAGCAGCCGCACCCGCCCGCACAGCAGCAGCAGGCCAAAAACUCAGUGAGCUCCUCCUCAUUGGCUCCCAACUCCAACUCCAUCACCUCGACCAAUAGCCACCUGCCCUCCUCCACGUCUUCUCCCCCCAACGCCAGCACACAGGGGCUCUUGACUUCAAACACUCAGCCCCAGGUUCUGUCAGGGCCUCCGCCAACCUCCAACAGCCUUGGCCUCAGCCUGGGCCUCUCGCUGGGGAAAGGCGGCAUGUCCAGCUCCAUCACCACCAGCCCGAUGUCCGGGAGCCUGGGCCUGUCAGGGAUGCCGGCACCCCUGGGCACCAUGGCCAGCCUCCUGUCCGGCUCCACCCCAGCACCUUAUGCUCAGGCAGCUGCAUCGGGGACGGUCGGCUCUGGCCUGCCAGGCUCUAUGGGCGGAGUCAUCACCACGACGACCAACAGCGCACUGGGCUCCAUCGGCAGCGGAAGCAUCACGGUCGGCGGGCCGACGUCCUCAGCGGGAGGCCUGCUGGGCUCAUCGCCAGGAGUGACCAGCAUCGGCUCCGGGAUUCUGGGCUUGAGUUCGGUUCAGUCGGGGUUGCAGGGGUCCUCCCUGGUGUCACUCAGUCCAGUAGGAGGUUUAGCGCCGGGCAGCGGAGUGGGAGUCAUCGGGAGCAACGGAGGCAGCUCGGGGUCAGCAGGGAGCGGUGUGGUGGGAGGAAACUCGUCGCUCUCCGUCAGGCCGCCGAGCCAACAGAAGCAGAAUGGUAGCACUAGCGUCACAGGUUACAGUGCCGUGGUAGCAGACAGCACGUCCGACUCCACCCUCAACAGUGCCAGCCAAUCACAAAGCAGCCAACCUUCAUCUUUGACCUCCACAGCCAAUCAGCCUAAGGACACUGGUCCCAGUCUGCUGGGCUCUUUGAGCUUGUCGUCCAGCUCCCCGUCGCCGGCCUUCUACAGCGAGGCCAAAACGGUGAGCGGCGGCGGCCUGCUGAACGGGCCGCUGUCCUACUCGCAGGCCUCCGACGUCAUCAAGCCCCAGGAGCCUCUGAGCAGCCUGAAGUCCAUGGCCGAGCGAGCAGCACUCAGCUCAGGGAUGGAGGGAGACGUGCCCUCCCUGCACCUAACCCCAGACAUCUUCCCCAGCAGCACCACGGCCCCCUCGGGCCCCCCGUCUGCGCCUCAGCCCUCGCUGUCAGAGGUCAGCAUCCCCCCGUCGUUGGGGGUCUGCCCGCUGGGGCCGGUCCCCCUGUCCAAAGACCAGCUCUACCAACAGGCCAUGGAGGAGGCGGCGUGGACGCACAUGCCCCACCCGUCCGACUCGGAGAGGAUCAGGCAGUACCUGAUGAGGAACCCGUGUCCCACCCUGCCUUUCCACCACCAGAUGCCGCCGCCCCACUCCGACACUGUAGAGUUCUACCAGAGGCUUUCCACAGAAACGCUCUUCUUCAUCUUCUACUACCUGGAGGGCACUAAGGCCCAGUAUCUGGCAGCCAAAGCCCUGAAGAAGCAGUCGUGGAGGUUCCACACAAAGUACAUGAUGUGGUUUCAGAGGCACGAAGAACCCAAGACCAUUACUGAUGAGUUCGAGCAGGGAACCUACAUUUACUUUGACUAUGAGAAAUGGGGCCAGCGGAAAAAGGAAGGCUUCACGUUUGAGUACCGGUACCUAGAAGACCGAGACCUCCAGUGACCUGCUGCGAGACACAAGGACAGACAGACGGACGGACAGCCGAGGACGCGAGAGACGGACAGACGGACGGGCAACAAGCAAAAGAAGAAGGGUGGUCCACCUGCUGACAUUCCUGGAUUUGAUCUCAGCUCGUUGGGGUUAAGGAGACGUUUGGGCUUGAGGGGGCCAAGCGGAUUUGAAAAGACGCUUCUGAAAACCCUCCCUCACCCCUUACCCUCCCACCCCCGCC